AUUUAGUUGCCAGACGAAAUCGUAAUAAAUCGUCAUACGAGCGGCAGAGAUGCAGCAACACCAGCUAGCAGCCAUGGAUGAUAAGGUCAACAUACGAUGGAAAUUUAUUACGCAUUGCACUUUCAUCACCAGUUGAGCGUGUUGAGCAUGGACUUUUGCUGCUAAGCCUUCUGCCAAGCUAUCUAUCACUGAAGACAAUAGGGAAAUAUCCUUCAUGUCUGACAUGAGUUCAUGCAUCGUUUGCAGUGCAAUGUGAGAUUGCUAGGUGAUGGUGUAUAGACGCAAUGAAGAUGCCAUCAAUUCCAUAGGGGACCAAAAGGUGGACUAAUCAAGAGUUUAGUCGAGGAUUUCAUUCAUUUAGUCGAGGAUGUUAUUGGGAGAAAGAGUUUUUUACGAGGAGAAAUACAAGAUGGACGAGAGUAAUGAUGGUAAAAGCUAUACUUCACCGGAUGCAUUGGCGGACGAUGUCAAAAAGCCGUCACCUGACCAACGAGCCAAGCUGAAAUACUCUACCGAAGCCUUCACGAUCGAAAACGGUACAUGCUGCAUGAAUAACGUAGCCCAGUUCAUGAUGACCGGCUGGUCGACGGUACUCAUUGCCAUGGAGACCAGUACAAACAGUAGGAUGUAUGUUUCAUCUCUCGUCUUCAAUCUCUUCACCUGGGUGUUGACCGUCAUAAUGAUCAUCAUGAUUAUCAUUAGGAGAAGGACCUGUGCGGGAAAGGUACUCCGGCAAGUGGAGGAGGAGUGGCCAGAAGAAAGGAUGAAUAAAACUAAGAGGCUGCAAAGGAUAUCUUUCCGUCUCAGUAUGAUGCUAGUUGCCCUUCAUAUCAUUUCCAUGGUUGUCACAUCAGUGCAUAUCAGUGGCGUAGUGGAGAACAAAUCAAGGAAUACGUGUGCACUUACAGGGACCGAAUCUCAUACACAUGAUACUGGAGAACAUCUUUCAAACAGCACAACAGACACGUAACAUGUUUGCAGGUUAAACGUGAACUAUGCAUCUCGGAUAUCAAAUGCAUUUAUGCCUUGUCAUACCAACGAAAGGGUGCAGGCAGAUCGAUCAAAAAUGCUACGUAAUUCGAAUGACACGCCAUCUGUCGAUUUGGAGUUAAUUUGUGUGGUGUGACUGAGCACGAUGUUCGUGAUGUUGGGACUACAGUUGAUACCUUGAUGGCGCAAAGAUAAUUUUAAUUUUAAGUAAUUACUCCUUACACACAUUUUGUAAAUAUUUGUAAUUUAAUUGUGGAACAUAAUGGGUUUUUUUUUCUAUUUGUAGUCAUCAUUUAGCUCAUUUGACUUUUUGAAAUUUGUGCUUAUAUGUCUUUGAUAUCUUUAAAGGUGUGACAACGUCUGAAGCCAUAUUCUUAUAUUGUCAUACCUCUGCAUGUCUGCCUCUUGCACUACAUCCAUUAAUGUAAAUGAUAAUGCAUCUCGUUAACUUUGUGAUGGUCACACUGUAUUUUUUCAUAACAUGCAGAAACAAAUAAAUAAAUGAAUAACUGUUAAUACUUCAGAUGCCUGGAUGUUAGACCUAAUUGUUGAAUUGUUACACACGAUAAUUUAACCUCGGUAGGGUUCAUGAUUUAACCAUGGAGCUAUUAACAUCCAUGAUUAAACAGUACUCGAGGUUAGUCAUUUACAGGCGAUCUUGUAAAUUAAAUAGGUCGACAUUAGGUGAGCCUUGGAGACAUGGGCAGAAAUCUGUCCCCUAUGGUAGGGGGAC
Molecule: messenger RNA, 1723 nt
Organism: Lytechinus variegatus (green sea urchin)
Lineage: Eukaryota; Metazoa; Echinodermata; Echinoidea; Temnopleuroida; Toxopneustidae
Exons: 4
Coding region: 368-970 (200 amino acids)
Source: RefSeq, a predicted model, not a curated record